Molecule: messenger RNA, 3265 nt
Organism: Aethalodelphis obliquidens (Pacific white-sided dolphin)
Lineage: Eukaryota; Metazoa; Chordata; Mammalia; Artiodactyla; Delphinidae
Gene: SCN3B
Product: sodium voltage-gated channel beta subunit 3
Exons: 7
Coding region: 470-1117 (215 amino acids)
Biological process (GO): regulation of sodium ion transmembrane transporter activity; regulation of heart rate by cardiac conduction; ventricular cardiac muscle cell action potential
Cellular component (GO): voltage-gated sodium channel complex
Molecular function (GO): transmembrane transporter binding; sodium channel inhibitor activity
Source: RefSeq, a predicted model, not a curated record
ACACACGGUCGGGGCGCCUGGAGAAGGGCGGCUGGUCACGCGCCACGCAGGGUCUGGGCCCCUGCACGAUCUGCAGGCGAGCUCGGGGACGGGGCCCACCCACCCCACCUCUCGAUCGCAGGCCGCACAGAAGCUUCCGCCUCCUUCCUGGCCCCCCUCCGGACCUCCCCGGGGAGGCUCGGCGGGUGUGGACUGGACUGAGGUGGAACGAGUUCUGUAGCUCAGACGGCAGCCCCGGUGGUUUCGGGUGUGAGGGCAGGCCCAGCUGGAGAAGGCGAUCAGGGCGGACGAAGCCGGCGCUCCCGGGUCUGGGUGGAUCCUGGUCGGAGCGUAACUCUCAGUAGGGAGUCAGAAAGUCGCUCCCUUGGAGCAGUUCGUCCCAGAGGGUUUCCUCGAAAGUACUGAGAGGGAGCAUUUGUUGACCCAGGGAAUCUCUCUGUUUAGCCCCGGAAGCCACCCGCUGAAAAAGAUGCCUGGCUUCAACAGAUUGUUUCCCCUGGCUUCCCUCCUGCUCAUUUUGUGGGCUGGCGUCUGCUCCCCUGUGUGUGUGGAAGUACCCUCGGAGACGGAGGCGGUUCAGGGCAAUCCCAUGAAGCUGCGCUGCAUCUCCUGCAUGAAGAGGGAGGACGUUGAGGCCACCACGGUGGUGGAAUGGUUCUACAGGCCCGAGGGCGGUAAAGAUUUCCUUAUCUAUGAGUAUCGGAACGGCCACCAGGAGGUGGAGAGCCCCUUCCAGGGACGCCUGCAGUGGAAUGGGAGCAAAGACUUGCAGGACGUGUCCAUCACUGUGCUCAAUGUCACCCUGAACGACUCCGGCCUCUACACCUGCAACGUGUCCCGGGAGUUUGAGUUUGAGGCACAUCGCCCCUUCGUGAAGACCACCCGGCUGAUCCCCCUCCGUGUCACCGAGGAGGCUGGAGAAGACUUCACCUCUGUGGUCUCAGAAAUCAUGAUGUACAUCCUCCUGGUCUUCCUCACUCUGUGGCUGCUCAUCGAGAUGAUAUAUUGCUACAGGAAGGUCUCAAAGGCCGAAGAGGCAGCCCAAGAAAAUGCGUCUGACUACCUGGCGAUCCCAUCGGAGAACAAAGAGAACUCUGCGGUACCAGUGGAGGAAUAGGAGGGGGCAACCGGAGGUGGCCUGAACACUGAAGCGCUGGCUACCCCAUGUUCAGUGAUGUCAACAGCGUCAGGAGGGUGCCCCAGGGGCCACAUCACUUCCCUUCACACGUCCAUCCUUCAGUUCAUUCAUCAUACAUCCACUCACCUCUGAACUGUCACCUCUGACUUGCUAACUCCAUCAGACCUCCACACACAAGACUUUGCGAGAACCAAGGAGCCAACAUUUCUACACGACUCAAACCUCAGCCUGCCCUUGCUGUCAAGCAAGCAGCUCCCAUGCCAACUGGACCCCCCCCACCCUGUGCUCCACCCGGCUUUGAACACGUGCUGGAGCCGCUGAUUCUCCAUUGCCGCAAGUGAAUGGAGGGCUUAACGGAAGGAAGCUGGAGUGAUUAGUCUGGGUUAAAGCAAAAGAGUGUCAUGAAGUGGGAUUCCUUGAAGUCAGUUUUUCUAAGUUCCUGGUCCACUUGGCUGGAGCAUCAGAGCAAAGCAUGCGCUUCUAGGCCCUCCAGUGAUAGAAAGGUCAUUAAGCAUGGACUAAAAUGUUCUCUGGACUAUGGUGCUCCAGGGCUAGAUCCCAAGAGGUCUCAAAGGCCUGGGUUAGUGUCAGUACUUCAAGAAGCCGAGAGCAGGGGACUUGGGAAGUCAUACAACAUGUUCAUGAUCUUCCUGGGGCAACGUGUGUGCCUUGCCAGGUGAACGCACCGCCGGAGAUGGCGGGGUGGCAUUGUUUUCCUGUGGGCACUGGGACUGCGAUUCCUAAGUUCUUCCUCUCAAAAUUUCUGUGGGUCAGUAUUAUUACUCAUACGGGAGGCAACGGAGACUCAAGACAGGACUCCACUGAUAAGAGACUUCAAAGGAUAAACUGGGGCAGAUAGAAGCCUAAGGCGCGGUCCAGUUUACACUUCCCGAGAUGGGAUAAUUUUGUCCUUGAAAAGACUUUGAAAUUGAGUUUGGCACAGAACUCGGUGGAUUGCCUGGAUGAGGUUAGCUCUGAUUCAGGCCAUUAGAAAUUGGCCAAAAAGGCAGAGAGAAGGAUGGGAGGUAGAUUUGAAGAAUUUCUUUAGUGAAAAGGUUUGUGAAUCUGAGACGUCUUCCAGAAGGGGAACGCAUCCGGGAAUGGCCUUUAACUAAGACACAUGUUUUUAGCCUGAGAUAGAUGAUGGCAAAUGAGUGAUGUGACAGAGGAGGGACAGGCUAGGUGGCUUCCAAAUAUUUCACCUGUGAAUUCAUAAUGUCCAAGGUUUUUUUUGUUUUUUGUUUUCCCCUAGAUGUUAGGAGAGCAGAUGAACACUGGAAACAUUUUAGUCGAUAUCUCAUGUUUCACUUUGAGUAACUGGUGUUAAGUGCGAUGUCCUUCUGCACCCUGUGAUGAGAGGGGGAAGGAUGCUUGAUGGGAUGUGAGAAGAUGAAAGUGACUGGGAUUCGAUGAACAAGAUGUCCCUCAGAUCCAGGGGCAUCUAUGGGGAAAGAUCCCACUCUCUUGGCUUUGGGCCUCACCUGACAAACUCAGUUCAUCUCUGCCAUCCCUGGGAAAGCACUCGAAUUAGUCCUUGUUUACAUAUUUGAGAGUCUGAUUUUAUCGAAGAAAAUACUUUCAAUAAAUUCAAGGCCUUUCUCUUUGGUAAUUUCCCACACAAUCCCUCUGAAAUAGGAGACAGAAUAUAGAUUUUCCUUACUUUCCUGUGAGGAAAACGGGCCUGGAUUACUGUGAGGUUUUCCCAGUCACGUGGAUGGCGGAUGACAAGCCUGCCGCAGAAACUCCUUUCUACCCCUCCACUUCCCUCUUGCGUCAGUAGACCACGCAUCUAACUUGUGAUCUAGAAUGCACGUUUUCUUUUCCUUUUUAAAAGCCCAACUCAGAUAUCUCCUGGGUGAUUUUUAAUGAAGCUGAAUGGUACCUCUCUUUUUUUCUUAUCCUUUACAAGUAAUCUUCUCUAGUCUUUUCCUCCUCCUAACUUCUCAACUCUUCUCAUCUUUAAUGCUUUCUUUAUUAAGCUAUAUGAUUUACCAAGCAUUUUAAUUAUCUUAUUUCUUCUCCACAACUAGCUCUGUGAGGUGGAUAUUGCUAAUACGUUAACAAAUGAAGAAACACGCUGUCUGAGGCUAAGAAGCUUUACCACAUCAUAAGUUCAUAUAGUGGGUA